UUCUUCACCGAUUCCUUGCGAGGAUGAGGUAAACCCCUUCCACUCCCUCUUCUUUCUUCUUCUCUUUAUAUUUUGUGAUUUUUAGUCCUUCCCGUUCUGCAUCACCCUCUUCUCAGGUAGACAGGAGCACACUUUUUCUCAACCUUUCUCCUUAAGACUGUUUGAAUUUAAGAUAGACUAGUUAAUGGGUGUCUCACUUGGACAUAAGCUCUCAAUAACUGCUCCUAAAUAACAUACUUCAUUUUUUUUUAAUAGAGACACGCACGAUCUGAAAAGUUACUGCAUGAAGGGAGGCUUAAAGUCAUGCUCGGAAAUGAUGGGAAAGUUGAGGGAGAGACCCAUCUAGAGAAGCAAGCUCAAACUGUAGCUACUGCACAGUCUUACCAGAAGACAUCUAAUUCAAGGAGGAAUCACAAAAAGUGGCAGAAACCGAGGAAGAGGUCAAAGAACGAGGAAAGAGCAGGGCAAGAAAUUGGUUGCAGAACAGUGGCAAGAGUUUAUGGUGAAGAAAGAGACUGUUCGAGCGCCAUUGAAGAACAUAGUUUGUUUAUGAGCAAUGAAUCCAUAAAACAACAGUGGUCUGCGGUCUGUGUUAGCUUCAGUUCUGGCAAUGGACCUUCAACAGUGUUACAUAUGGCUUCAAUUUUAGCAUCUCCAAAGUGCCGUUUAACUGCUGAUUAUUGCAUCUUGGCGUGA
Messenger RNA from Ilex paraguariensis (yerba mate), 696 nucleotides. NCBI's taxonomy places the organism in Eukaryota, Viridiplantae, Streptophyta, Magnoliopsida, Aquifoliales, Aquifoliaceae. The record is from the annotation of a GenBank genome assembly.